AUGAUGUCGCUCAACUACAGUGGUACGGCGGCCGGAGUGGCGCUGAAACCGCACGUUGAUCGGCAUCACACCGCAGGGCGUGUGUGCGUGGUCUUCCCUUUUGGUGCGUGGAUCAAGCUCGCUUCGUCUCGGCGACCCAUGAAUCGAGGACUUAUCGCAGCAGUGCCUCGCUUCUGCGGCUGCAGGCGAGUUCGACUCUUCAACGCAAUCCUGGCUAGUGCUGUACGAGCUUGGUGUCAUCGUCGAGGUACCCGCCGGCUGCUGCAUCGCCUUCCCUUCCGCACUCGUCACGCAUGGGAACGUCCAUCUCGACGUUUUCUUGACGGACGGCGGCGCGCCAAAGUGCGGAGAAACGUAUUCAACACGUGGGUCUGUAGUGUUCUGGACGCCCAGUCGUGUGAUCUCUUGGCUUUAA
Messenger RNA from Microbotryum saponariae, 415 nucleotides. Lineage: Eukaryota; Fungi; Basidiomycota; Microbotryomycetes; Microbotryales; Microbotryaceae. The record is from the annotation of a GenBank genome assembly.